Messenger RNA from Clarias gariepinus (North African catfish), 719 nucleotides. It is a transcript of the gene mgst3a, whose product is annotated as microsomal glutathione S-transferase 3a. The record is from RefSeq and is a predicted model, not a curated record. Gene Ontology annotation, molecular function: glutathione transferase activity; glutathione peroxidase activity. Lineage: Eukaryota; Metazoa; Chordata; Actinopteri; Siluriformes; Clariidae. Bases 174 to 635 code for a protein of 153 amino acids. The transcript has 6 exons. Gene Ontology annotation, cellular component: endoplasmic reticulum; membrane; nuclear envelope.
GCAUAUCUGCAGUGAUUUAAGGUGGAACGGAGAGUUCAAAUCCGAAACUGCAAUUGAGAAUCGGUGUUGUGUUUGAGACGCGCCCCUGGAUUUGCAUAACUAGACGGUUGCUCUAACACGGAUUUUUAAGGUGUCUUCCUGGUUCAGCUUGAGGUGAGCGCACAGAGCUAAGCAUGGUGGUUUUAUCGAAGGAAUAUGGCUAUGUGCUGCUCACAGGAACAGCGUCCAUUCUCCAGGUCACCUAUCUGGCGUAUGCUGUGGUAAAGGCUCGCAAAAAGUACAAUGUCCAGUAUCCCCAGAUGUACAGCAAUGACCCAGAGAAUGGGCAAAUCUUCAACUGUAUCCAGAGAGUUCACCAGAAUACUGUUGAAGGCUUACCCUCCUUCCUUUUCCUCUUGGCUGCUGGAGGCAUUUACCAUCCACGUUUGGCCAGCGUUUUGGGAAUAAUCUGGAUUGCGGGUAGAGCAGUGUAUGCACAUGGAUACUCCACUGGAGAGCCUGAGAAAAGGAAGCAGGGAGCUUUUGGGACUGUGGGUUUGCUUGGUCUGCUCAUCUGUACUGUGGACUCUGCAAGAAUCAUGGUGGGGUGUGGAUACACACCCCACUGGCCCAGAGGGCUGUUUAAAACCCACUAAAUAAAACGGACACACUCUUACUGGACAUUUCUUAAUGUGUAACUGUUUUUAUUAGUUAAAUAAAUUACAUGUUAUCAAUCAUAA